Molecule: messenger RNA, 1223 nt
Organism: Radiomyces spectabilis
Lineage: Eukaryota; Fungi; Mucoromycota; Mucoromycetes; Mucorales; Radiomycetaceae
Product: eukaryotic translation initiation factor 3 subunit G-domain-containing protein
Exons: 5
Coding region: 104-1168 (354 amino acids)
Cellular component (GO): eukaryotic translation initiation factor 3 complex; cytoplasm
Molecular function (GO): RNA binding; translation initiation factor activity
Source: RefSeq, a predicted model, not a curated record
AUGGCUUUUGAAAUAAGCUCAUUAAGACCAAGCACAAAAACCGGACACAUUUGAUACGCCCAGCAGGAACACGACUUUGAUCAAUAACGACGCUUGUUAUAUAAUGGCUGUAGAUACAGGAGCACCGUCCAAGCAAUCGUGGGCUGACGAGAUUGAAGAUGAAGAAGGUGUGCGCCAUUCCGUGAUUGAUCUUUCACUAUUCGAAACGUCUCGUACUAACUUGCUUUAUACAGAUGCCUAUCAGACUCAAGUCUUCACUGACGAAAACGGUAUCAAAACCAUCAUUGACUAUAGAGAAAACGACGAUGGCAAGAGAGUCAAAGUGACCCGCAAAAUCCGAUCCAAGCUCGUAACCGAACAUGUGAACAAGGCUGUUGCUCAACGAAAGAAGUGGGCCAAAUUCGGUGAAGAAGAAGGCAACAAACCCGGUCCCGACAUGUCCACAACCACUAUUGGUGAGAAUAUCCCAUUGAAGCUCGGUUCUACCGCUGGCAAGACCGUCGAUGCCGCGGCAGAAGAAGAAGCAGCAGACAAACUCCGUAGACAACUCAAACCCACCAAGAAUAUUAUGUGCCGUAUCUGUAAGGGCGAGCAUUUUACAUCCAAGUGUCCUUACAAGGAUACUUUACAACCAUUGGACGAAAUCGCUUCUUCAUUGGAGGCUGUGAAAUUGGAAGGUAAGAAAGAGGGAUGGAAAACAGAAAACAUGAGAAAAACAUGGGAUAUAUUUCACAUGGCCAGUGGUGCUUACAUUAUUGUGAUGAAUGUAGCGGCCGAUGCAGCCACUGCCGAUGUCGCUGGUGGUCUUGGUGCCGCCGCCGCUGCUGCUGGUGGAUCCGGCAAAUACGUGCCUGUUCAUUUGCGUAACAAGGGUGGUGCUGCUCCUGCGGGAGAAUCGAUGCGCGAUAUGAAGCGUGAUGACACCGCUACGCUCCGUGUGACCAACUUGUCGGAAGAUGUGAUGGAAGAAGAUAUCCGCGAAUUAUUCGGUCGUUUCGGUCAUAUUACCCGUGUCUUCCUUGCUCGCGAUCGCGAUACUGGAUUGUGCAAAGGUUUCGCUUUUGUCUCGUUCGCCGAUAGAGAUGAUGCUGAAAAGGCUCAGGGCGCUGUGAAUGGUCGUGGUUAUGAUAAUCUCAUUCUGAGGGUCGAAUUUGCUCGCAGCACAUAAAUUUUAUAAUAACAAAGCAUUUUGAAUAUCUUUUUUUUUUUUCUCUCAUUCUACU